UGAUCUUUAAAUGAUUUGAAAAUAUUUAUAUGAUUUUUUUUCAUAAUUUACAUUUACAUAUGGGUUUCCUUGUUUUGAUACACCCGGUAUAUAUGGGACGAAAAUACAUAUAAGUCUAGAACUGAAGGUGGUACACACUCAACGGAAGGUCGUUUUUUGUGUGUUAUCUUCGACAACGCCUCGGAUAUACGUUGUAGUAUGUGUUCACGUUUAAAUAUUAUGUCCAAUUGUUAUUUGUAAGCUAUCCGUGGAGAUUGUCAAAUAUGAAAUAUAAACAUACAAACAAACAAACAUUGUUUGACAUGGCUUGUUUGUCGUACCUUUCCAUCAGGGUGCGUUUCUCAGGUAACGAUGUUUUAUGUAUGAAAACGCAAGAAUUAACAAUAUAAGAAUGAAUUAACGGCAAGUGACCCUGCAAACGACAAUGUAUAUCCAAAGCGUUGCAAUGUAAAUCCAAAAAAAAUUACAAUUAAGUGCCAACUUGCAUAAAACGGCAAGUAUCAACAUAUAAAACAAACCUACCAGCUGAAAUCAUAAUUAGAAUGACUAAUUUUAUGGACAAUGGUAAUCGAAUUAAACUGCCAGCAUUAUACACAAAGAUGGUUACUAAGACAUUUAUACUAUUAAAGUCGCUACAAAUUUUCCAUACCGUCAUCCCUUCUCAUCUGCUGAUCUUCAUUUGGAUUUGAAACAUGGAUGCUUGGAAUACUUCUAACGGUAGCCUGGGAGGCAACGUUUACGCCUCGUAUGCUGAGCGUCUGUUUAUCUCAGGAGCAACUUUCGUCGCUUGUUUCGUCGGUCUCCUGGGAAACCUGGCUGUCAUUUUUGCCAUUCUGACCGUCAAGAAACUCCAGACUGCAACCAAUGUAUUUGUCUUUAAUCUCGCUGUGGCCGAUGUGCUCACCUGCAUCUUGGCUACUCUACAAGGGGUGACCAUCUUGUAUGACGAGCUGGUCUUCCCGAUAUGGGUCUGCAAACUCGUUGCGUUUGGUCUCCUCACCUGCAUCGGCUGCAGCAUCAACUGCCUUGUCUGCAUCGCAGUCAACCGUCUUAUUGGCAUCACGACCGCAGCACACAGCGUGUAUCGUAAGCUCCUCACCCCUUGUAAACUCUCCUUUGCACUUGUCCUAACUUGGUUCCCUCCUUUGGUUGUGACAACCAUCCCACUUGUGUCUGAUUACGCAGAAUUCGGCUACAACCCCACCUUCCUCUCAUGUACUUGGCAAUCCAGCCUAUCAUACACAUUCACCUACGCCAUGCUGAUUGCUGUUGUGUUUUUACCCAUCCAAUUCCUCGUCCUCUUCGUCAGUUAUCUAAAAAUCUUUCUCUACGUGAGGAAGACGUCUCGAUCCACGCUCGGACAUGACGCCACCUCUACCACCAACCUGGCACUCCAGAGGCAACUCUGGGAGCGCCAAGUGGCAGUCACCAAAAACCUCUUUUUGGUGUUGUGCGUCUUCCUGCUGUGUCUGAGUCCGUACUUCCUUUUUUUGGCCUUAUUCAAAUAUUCAAACAAUGCCCUGUCCUAUGCGGCCACGAUCCUUGUGUCUAACAGUUCCAUCAAUCCGAUCAUUUACGCAACGAGGCAUCAGGACUUUCGUGCGGCGUUCGCAGGUAUGGUGCACUGCCGUAGAAAGAGGCGAUCAUCUCAGACGACUGUAGCACCGCCUGGCCGGGUCUGUUCCAAAACGACAACCAACACUGACGUUGAACUACAAACCCCCGCAUAAGCCUCUAUCAACAUUAUGACAUGCCACGGUCUAUAAUGUGCGAUUAUGGCAGUUGGGCUAUGAGAUGAUCUAAAGUAUCUGCUCCUGGGACACCAGCAACCCAUUAUCCACGUACUUGAACAUCCUUGUGCUUUCUGUUGCUCAUCCAUUUUAGUUCGUCACGACAAUUACCGCUACACAUCCACCUUUGCUUUCGUCCGCCCAAACAUCCGCGAUGUGACCAUCGUCUCUGUGCGUCGACCAUGAAGUCAGCGCUAGCGCCAGCGUCACGGGUUUCAACAAAAAGCUGUGGCAGAGCAAAAUCUUACCAAAAACCUCGAGUACAUCUUGCUGGCUUUCGCAAUAUCACAGACGCCGUACUUUUUGGCCAAUCUCUGUUAACACCAUUUAACCCCCCCCCCCAUGUCAUCGAGACCAACAGUUCGGUAGAAAUAACGAGAGAUACAACACAUUCAACACGCAUUGGAGUCAUGCAUGUACUAUAUUCCAACAUACAAACUGGUUGAAAUAGCGGGUUUCCCCGAUAUUGUCCACGCAUCAUAUGUGCUCGUUUUCUUCCUUAUGAGGAUUAACAACUAAACGUUAUUUACAGACAGUUUUGUUUCAAUUACAUGAAACCUCGGGAGAUUCUACAGUCUUUGUCACAUUUGAACUUUACAUUUGUAUUGUUGUAGUGUGUACAAGUUGUUCAGUUAAAUGAAUACGGUUUCCUUUAAGAACCCGGCUGUAUGCAUAUUCUAUUGCCCUGUUAUCGUGAUCGGCUAAUAGUUCAGGCCUUAUGAAUAUUUAUGCAUAAAUACUUAGGACGGAUUAGCACCUACUGGUCGAGAGCCCGUCAGGUGGCUGGUUUAUACGGUUGAUAAAGACCGGCUUGCUUCAUCA
Patiria miniata (bat star) is the source of this 2612-nucleotide messenger RNA. Its product is annotated as octopamine receptor 1-like. The record is from RefSeq and is a predicted model, not a curated record. The transcript has a single exon. Gene Ontology annotation, molecular function: G protein-coupled receptor activity. Gene Ontology annotation, cellular component: membrane. NCBI's taxonomy places the organism in Eukaryota, Metazoa, Echinodermata, Asteroidea, Valvatida, Asterinidae. Bases 693 to 1730 code for a protein of 345 amino acids. Gene Ontology annotation, biological process: G protein-coupled receptor signaling pathway.